AUGUACGAAUCAUAUAGACCGCAUCCCUUUCUGGCCCAGGUCCCUUUGACCGUCUCCCCGUUUAUCAAUCUGCCCUCCGCGAUUACACUUCCCUAUACAUACAAAUCUGUCCCCUCCACGCUACCACCCUCCGUCACAGGCGAUCCCGGGAAUCCCGAUACUAAACCCCGUUACAUCGUAUCAGCGAGUGGUGAGCAUGCCGCGCAUCCAGACGAGAUUCUAGCUGCUUGUCAGUCGCUCGAGCAACAUCUAAGAAAGACUCGGAGUGACGCAGACGACGCCAUCAAGCAAUGGGAAGAGUCUAUUCGCCAACGGGAUCUUGCUGAGAAAAGACGAGUUGCUCCGGGGUGGCUGGAUCGGGAAGAGAAGAUACUUCAACCGAGUAGAGCCAGUUUCGCUUCGCCGUCUGCGGGUGGGGCUGAACAGAGUCUGCUAGACAGCACGCCUGCUGAUCAGGGUGCUGCCACUCUUCCAUCGAUGAAGCCACGCGAUGAGGGCAAGGAGCUAGACCAAGCGUUUGGCAGAAUGGGCGUGAAAUGA
Messenger RNA from Aspergillus ruber CBS 135680, 540 nucleotides. RefSeq lists its product as uncharacterized. The record is from RefSeq and is a predicted model, not a curated record. NCBI's taxonomy places the organism in Eukaryota, Fungi, Ascomycota, Eurotiomycetes, Eurotiales, Aspergillaceae. The transcript is spliced from 2 exons. The coding region runs from base 1 to 540 and encodes 179 amino acids.